AUGAACUCAUUUCCUUCACAAAAUGAGUCACCUUUUUCAUAUGCUGGAAACUUAAAUGGAAACGACUCUCAAGACCCAUAUGGUGACAUCUCCUCUAGUAGUCUACAUCAAGCAGUUCCUUUUGACAAUGAUUCUCUUUUACAACAUUCUGCUUUAUAUUUGGAAAAUAUCUUAGAACAUACUGAUGAUAAUUAUUUACAUGAAUCAUGUAAUGAACAUGAUUUAAUUGAUCCACAAUGGGAUGAAAAAGAAACAAUGACAUUGAUUGAAUUGGCAGGAACUGUUGGAUUUAAUUGGAAUGAAAUUUCAAAAAGAAUGAAUAAAAAUCCAGAGGAUUGUCAAAAAAGAUAUGAAUUAGUAAUUAAAGUAUUCGAAUCUAAACCAAAUUUAUCAAGAAGUUCAGGAAAUAGUAUAGAGACAUCAUUAUCAUCAAGUUCAUCACCUGUUCAAUCACCAACGAUUAAUAGUUCAGUUCCAUCGCCAGAUACAGACAAUACUAGUAGUGACGACAAAUUUGAUGGAAGCAGAAGAAGAAAAUCAACAUCUACUGUAAUGGACCACAAUCUAAAAAAGAGACAUAGAAGAACGGCAUCGGAGAUUGAUAGAUCCUACAAGUGUUUUGCACCAAGUUGUAGUAAAUCCUAUGGUACAGAGGGUGCUCUCAAGAUGCACUUUAAAUUAAAACACCCAGGUGUCAAGAUUCCACAGGUUGGAUUCUCACCAACUUUGCACGGUCAAUUCUAUCAUCAACCGAGAAUGAUUAGUCCCUACAAUGCAUCACCAUAUCUUUGUCCAACUGACAUUCAAAAAGAACUUGUAUACAAUGCUCAGGCAGGUGGAAAUAAUCAAAACCCAUUCCUUCCACACUCUUAUCCACAAUUACCUACUUUUCCAAAGCAACGUGUCAUCCUCCCUAAUACCAGUCUGAGUGCACCUUCCAUCCCAAUCAAUAGUAACCCCAACCUACAACCUCUAGCGCCUGGUUCAUCAACCAGUUCUUUUUCCCCAUCAUCGUCAUCAUCGGAUCUCCAAUCAUCUCUAGAACCAUUCAUGACUACUCCUGUCCUCGUCAACUCCAACUCUAGUAAUAGUAAUAGUUCACCACCAUCGGCAUCACAACAAGUCUAUAGAUUCUCAGACUUACCAUCCAUUUCGCUAAAGAUUGGUGGGUGGCAGAAACAAUCGCAGUUUUGUGGAGAUUUGGUUGCUAGAUUUUCGUAUACCGAACACAAAUUCAUGUGGGAGAUUUACAACCACGGUGAAUCGCUGACCAAGAUGGAAAUUUUUUUCGACGACCUCUGUGGCAUGGAGUUUGCACCCUAUGCAGACGAUCGUAUAGACGUGAGCUUUCUGCUAAAGAAACCACCUCAAUUCUAUGAAGCCAAGUUUGGUCCAAACCAACAAGCAUCGUCUUCCAACAUGACCUACAAAUCAACAUCAGACUUUACUGGAGGGGAGGCCCUCCAAUGUAAAAAGCACACACUUUGCUUUAUCAAAAAUGCCCUCUCAAAACCACUCGAAGCUCUUUGUAUUACUGAUCCAAAAUUAAAAUCCUUUAUUGAAGCUUCAAAUUUGGACAUUUCAACUUUUACUCCUCUAAAUAAUAAUCAAAAUCAAAUAAGUACUAAUAAUAAUAUACAAUUUAAUAAUAAUAAUAAUAACUUUGUCAAUACUCAAUCAAAUAAUGGUCAAAUUAAUAAUAAUAAUAAUAAUGGUAACCCUGUUUAUUUAAAUCCAUCACUUUAUAAUAAUAAUAAUAACUUUAUUAACCAACAACAACAACAACAACAACAACAACCACAACAAGCAACAAUAGCAUCAACAGCAACCGUAAUAAUUAAUCAACAACAAACAUCCGAUUCAUCAACACCCCUUUGUACAGAACCACUAUCACUUCAACAACAACAACAACAACAAACAACGUCACAACAACAAUUAUCAACACAUGAUUAUCUUGCAUCAUCUCAUCAGAAUAUUUCAAUCCCAUUACAACAAUUACAACAACAAAUACUUACCAAUUCACCAUCACUCAACAAAUCAUCCAACCUACUAGCACCAUACAAUUCCAGUAUUCCACAACAUUCUUUAAACAAUAAUGUUCCAUCUGCUUGUUUGGACCUUUUACCAGAACAACCAGGAGACAAUAACAAUUUCAACAACAAUAUUGCCAAUUUCAAUCCAACAGGAGGAUGUACACCAAAUACUCCAUUGUUUAGUAGUACAGAAUUGACUAAACGUCUAAAUGACAAUUUAGCUCUCUGUAGUCCUUUGAUUUCUGGUCAAUCUAUUCAUCAAUUACAACAACAACAUCAACAACAACAACAAUCUUUACAACAACCACAAAACAAUAUUAACUGUACAAAUAUGAUGAAUAAUAAUAAUAAUAUAGAUUUUGAAAAAGUUUGUGAUGAUAUGAAAAGAAUAGAAGAAUUGGUAGAUAAAUGGAAGAGUGAACACUUUGAUGUUCUUAGACGUAAUCAUAUAUCUCAUAUUACAAACAUGAGAAGAUUAGAAGAGAAUAUCACUCAUUUAAAUAGAGAUGAACAAUUCUUGAAACAAAAUGAUCAACAUUCAAAACAAAUAAUUGAAAAACAACAAACACAAAUACAAUCAUAUAUUGAUGAAAUUGAAAUAUUAAAACAAAAAGAGAUGCAUCUUCCACCCAAUUCAAAUCAAUUGAGACAAAUGUUGGAUACAGAGACCAAUGAUAAAUUGGUACUAGAGAAUAGAUCCAAUCAAUUACAAUCAACCAAUCAAGUACAAUUGGAUAAUCUGUCAAGUCAUACGACCUAUUUUAGAAAAUAUCUAUCAUUGGAUAUAGAGAUUGCAAAAGAUGGCAUUAAAUUUAUAUUUACAAACAUUGACAAGAUGGAUCAUACUAGAAAAUUCCAAAUUACACUCACGUUUGAUGAAAAUGAUGAAUACAAGGUAUUGGAAUGUAGUCCAAUGAUCAACGAUUUGGAUACACAAUUGGAACAUUUAAAUAUGAUAAAGAGUAGCGUAAAAGGUUUAGCAACAUGCCUUUUGGCAUCAAAACCAGCAAUGACCCAAACUAGAAAUAUUGGAUCAAUCAUUCAUUCAUCAAGAACUCAUUCAUCAGGAUUGGUAGCAACAAUUUUUGGUGUAACAGGAUUUACAGGUAGAUAUUUGGUACAGAUGAUGACCAAGUCUGGUAUUCAAGUGGUUGUACCUUAUAGAGGUGAAGACUAUAGUUUCCGUGAUCUCAAGGUUCUUGGUGAAUUGGGUCAAGUCAUCCCAGUUCGUUAUGACAUUCGUAAUGAAGAAUCGAUUGAGCGUGCAAUCUCUCACAGCAACAUUGUCAUUAAUUUGGCUGGUCGUUUCUGGCCAACCAGAAACUAUACAUUGCCAGAUAUCAAUAUCGACGCUGCCGAAAGAAUCGCUCGUCUCUCUAACAAGAUGGGCAACAUUGAGCGAUUUGUACACGUGUCUGCUUUGGGUGUCUCUGAAGAUCACAAGUCUGAAUACGCACGUACAAAGGCUGUUGGUGAAAAGAUUGUUCGUGAUCUCAUCCCAAGCGCUACCAUUGUUCGUCCAUCUCUAAUGUUUGGUGAUGAAGAUCGUCUCAUCAACAAAUGGUCAAAGGCAAUUCAAUGGGCUCCAUUUGUACCACGUUAUAAUGAAGAUUUAAAAUUCCAACCUCUUCACUGUGUCGAUUUUGCUAAAGCAAUUAUGAGUAUUCUUGAACUCCAAACUACACAUGGAAAGGUUUAUGAAUUGGGUGGUGAUGAAAUCUUUACUUGGGGUCAAUUUUUAGAUAUGGUUAUUGAAGCUACUGCCGCAACUGAAAAGAGAAAUAUUCCAGUUUCUGUUGAAUUUAUGAAGAUGGCUGCUGAAGUAUUACAAUAUGCACGUGAUCCAUUAUUUUUACCAGACGAAAUUGAAUAUCAUAAUCAAGAUCUUUUGGUUGGACAAGAUGCUCUUGGUCUCAAGGACUUGAGAGUUAAACCAACACCAAUUCAAGAAAAGUUGAUUAGACUUUCUAGAAUGUACAGACCAAGUAAAUUUUUCAAUGCUAUUGCCAAUCCACAAAUGAAAUAG
Molecule: messenger RNA, 4059 nt
Organism: Cavenderia fasciculata
Lineage: Eukaryota; Evosea; Eumycetozoa; Acytosteliales; Cavenderiaceae
Product: Transcription regulatory protein SNF5
Exons: 10
Coding region: 1-4059 (1352 amino acids)
Biological process (GO): chromosome segregation
Cellular component (GO): Ndc80 complex; mitochondrion
Molecular function (GO): protein-containing complex binding
Source: RefSeq, a predicted model, not a curated record